Molecule: messenger RNA, 3175 nt
Organism: Doryrhamphus excisus (bluestripe pipefish)
Lineage: Eukaryota; Metazoa; Chordata; Actinopteri; Syngnathiformes; Syngnathidae
Gene: cmtr1
Product: cap methyltransferase 1
Biological process (GO): 7-methylguanosine mRNA capping; methylation
Cellular component (GO): nucleus; cytoplasm
Molecular function (GO): methyltransferase cap1 activity; protein binding; nucleic acid binding
Source: RefSeq, a predicted model, not a curated record
ACACUAUACACAUGCGCCCUCAGUAGGACAAGGACCCAAAAGGAUGUGUUAAAAAAAACUACUUGGAAUUCUUAUAUGGAACUUUGGCCAAUGUAGCCGAAAUUAUUAACAAAAGUUGCAUUUUUUCCCUCUAUUUCACUCCGGAAUUUUGGAGUUUGCGGUCUAUCCUUGAGGAGGGAAGGUGACACCUUUGAGCCGCAGCAAUAAUGAAGAGAAGAAUCGACACCGCACCUUUGCAGGCUGCGAAGAGGAAGCAUGACGACAGCAGCUCAGAUGAAGAGUCAAGAUUGUCCAGACAAGACACUAGCCAAAAUGACACUCUCAGCGACCAGGAUGAACCCCGAGCCACAUUCUCCAUGCCUUCCAUAUCUGUCGACAACCAGGACCCAGAAUGCACCACGCAGAGCACCACAUUCUCCAUGUACAACAGCGCAUCAAAGAACAUGAUGGCCAAGAUGGGCUUCUGUGUGGGCGAGGGUCUUGGGAAGUUUGGUCAGGGCCGCAAGGAGAUAGUGGAGGCGUCAACCCAGAGAGGACGGCGGGGUCUUGGGUUCAAGCUGCAGGGUUUCCAGGGGACGCUCAAUGUGGACUGGCGAGAUGAACCUGAGCCCAGUGCCACAGAAAAGGUCGACUGGUUCCCAGAAUGCACUACUGAAAUUCCAGAUGCGGAUGAAUUGAGGGACUGGAUGACUGUGGGCCCAAACAAAAUGAAGAUUGAGGAUGAGACUGAGUUUUGCACUAAGGACCUCCUGCACACUCUUCUACUGUGCAAGUCAGCGUUUGACGUCCUGGAGGGUGAGGAGAUGAGGAGGGCACGUACUCGUUCAAACCCCUACGAAACAAUCCGAGGAGGAAUCUUCCUCAACAGAGCAGCGAUGAAAAUGGCCAACAUUGACCACUGCUUUGAUUACAUGUUCACCAACCCAAAGAAUUCAGAAGGGACGCCUCUGAUCAAUAAAUCCGAGUACAAGCUUUUGUACUUCGGUGACGUGUGCGCAGGGCCCGGCGGCUUUUCUGAGUACAUCCUGUGGAAGAGACGCUGGCACGCCAAAGGCUUUGGCAUGACGUUGAGAGGACCCUGUGACUUCAAACUGGAGGAUUUCUUCGCCGCCCCCAGCGAGUUGUUUGAGCCCUACUAUGGCGAAGGAGGCGUGGACGGCGACGGCGACAUCACACGGCCAGAAAACGUGACGGCCUUCAGGAACUUUGUGCUGGACAGUACGGAGAGAAGAGGGUUACACUUCCUUAUGGCAGACGGGGGUUUCAGCGUGGAUGGCCAGGAGAACCUUCAGGAGAUCUUGAGCAAACAGUUAAUGCUCUGCCAGUUCCUCACCGCUCUCUCCACACUGAGGAUAGGUGGACAUUUUGUCUGCAAGACCUUUGACCUCUUCACUCCUUUCAGCGUGGGUUUGGUCUACUUGCUGUACCUCUGCUUUGACCGGAUCUCGCUCUUCAAACCUGUGACCAGUCGGCCUGCCAACUCGGAGAGGUAUGUGGUAUGCCGAGGUUUAAAGCCUGGCUCAGACGCCGUCAGGGAGUACAUGUUCAAAGUCAACCUGAAACUCCAGCAGCUGAAGAACACCGACACGGAUGUAACUGCCGUGGUUCCCCUGAGCAUCAUCAAGGAGGAUACAGACUUCUACCACUUCAUGGUCAACUCCAAUGAAAGCUUGUGUGCAGUCCAGAUCAAGGCUUUGGCCAAGAUCCACGCCUUUGUUAACAAUCCGGAGCUCUCAGAGAUGAGGCAAGCCUCCAUCCGCAAGGAAUGUCUCAAGCUUUGGGGGGUGCCCGACGAGGCUAGGGUCGCUCCGGCUUUCUGUGACCCAAAGUCCAAAUUCUAUGAGCUGAUGAAGAAUAACGCAGCAAAUGCGUUCAAGAACACCACGAUGCCACUCAACUCCAGCACUCUUUGUCGGCUGUCUCAUAUAAUGGACCACUGCUGCAUUGUGGGAGGUGGCGAGCAGCUCUUUCUUCUAGCGCUCGGGAAGUCCCAGAUUUACACAUGGGAUUGUAAAAUGCCGUUACGCUGGAAGAAGCUGGAGAAUUUCAAGCUGGAGCUUCCCAGAGAUACCCUCCUGACUGUGGAGAUCGUCCAGGAGCUGAAAGGCGAGGGAAAAGCGCAGCGCCGAAUUAACGCCGUGCACGUGAUGGAUGCCAUCGUACUCAACGGCACCGAUGUCAGAGAUCAGGACUUCAAGCGUCGGAUCCAGUUGGUGGAGAUGUUUGUGAAGGCGGUGGCGAAACCCAGCAGACCUGACAUGAACCCCAUUAGAGUGAAGGAGGUGUAUAGACUGGCGGAAAUGGAGAAGAUCUUUGUCAGACUGGAAAUGAAAGUAACAAAGAGUUCAGGCGGAGUCCCGCGUCUUUCAUACACAGGCCGAGACGACCGCCACUUCCUCCCCACCGGCAUUUACAUCAUCAAGACUGUCAGAAGUCCGUGGACGAUGGCGUUCAGCAAAACCACCAAAAAGGAGUACUACUAUAAUUGUGAAACCCGGAAAGCUGAGUAUGUCCCACCAGCUAACGCAGUGGCCCACUUCGACACCUGCCAAGCUAAUCGUCUCUUCUGGGCGUGGGAGGACGGCGUCAUUGUGCACGAUUCUCAGACACGGGUGGACCCGGAGAAGCUCUCCAAAGAUGACAUUCUCCGCUUCAUAAACCAGAAUCGCCAGUCACUGACCGCCUCUACUUAUGACUUUUAGUUUUUACACAUUGAGCGCUAACUUUGAGAGGACACAGGCCUUCAAGCGAUGGCUUCUUUUUUUUUUUUCUUGUGGCUCCCUUGAGGGAAAUGGUGACAUUUUGGUGUCUCUAACUUUGAAAAACCAGCUGGAGGAUUUUCAUGCCAGCAUUGUCUGUUUUUAAUUGUUUCCUGCCAAUGCUUAUGUCUGAGGGUAUCUUCUACUAUUAGUUCAAUAAUGCUUGAUGGAAACCGACGAAAAACUAUGCAUCUUAACGAUGAAAUAAUCAUAAGGAAACCAGUCGUAGAUGUAGCAGCUUUUCCCUGUCAAUUCUGUCAGUCCUACGUCUUGGAAGUCGUUUUCUUUUUUUUGAUACUUUUCCUCCAUUUACUCAUCAUUUCUGCCUAGUGUAACUUCAGCGUUAUGCUUCUUUUUCUUCUUGUAAAUGAUAGCUAACUAAAAAGAACAAAUAAAGCCAGUCGGAACUCGCUAUA